Zophobas morio is the source of this 2415-nucleotide messenger RNA. It is a transcript of the gene TBC1D23, whose product is annotated as TBC1 domain family member 23. NCBI's taxonomy places the organism in Eukaryota, Metazoa, Arthropoda, Insecta, Coleoptera, Tenebrionidae. Bases 294 to 2291 code for a protein of 665 amino acids. The transcript has 4 exons. The record is from RefSeq and is a predicted model, not a curated record. Gene Ontology annotation, biological process: retrograde transport, endosome to Golgi. Gene Ontology annotation, cellular component: trans-Golgi network.
UGGGUCACGUGACCAUUAUUAUCGUUCGUUUCUGGAAGCAAUUCUCCUUAAUUUAGUCCGAAUCGACGGUUUAAUCGGGAAUAAAAUUUUUGUUGGCUUUUUUAAUAGUUAAUCGCCGGAAUGCGUUUUGGGCUUCGUCCAAAAUCGAUGGAAUUAUCCGCAGUUGUCUGCAUUAUCGGCGCAGAAUUGUGUCAAAUGUGUCACUUUCGGUCACCUGUUUCGGAUGUCAGUUCUGACACGUUGUAUGCAGUAUUUUCCGAAAUUUCUGUCGGUUUUCUUUUUAAUAUGUGAAAAUGGCAAGCAUUGACGACGACAAUGGUUGGGUGGCUGACUUGGAAAAUGCGUUGUUGGAAGAGUGCUCCGUUAGUGAUAUUUAUUGCAUAUGUAAGGGAAAGCCGUUGCCGGAUAAUUUGAGGUCUGAAGUCUGGCAGAUAUGCCUAGACGUCCGAGACAAAGGCAACCAACUCGACCACUUCAACGAAAUCUACGACCUGCCUAACCAAUCGGUGCUAAGAGAAGACUGCACAGCCUUCGUAUCGAAACUAGGAAACGACGAAGACGACAAACUCUCCGUGGUCUCUGACCUAGAAUCAAUUUUAACCUUUUACUGUAAGAGCCGCAACCUCAACUACGAAAAGAACAAUGGCUGGAUCGAGCUCCUUCUCCCCCUGCUCACCCUCAAAGUGCCCCGCUCCACCACCUACAACCUCUUCGAGGCCAUCCGCGACACCUACGUCCCCCAGAGCUGCCACACCGACGGCAACGCCUUCCACAUCCUGCGCCUCCUGCUGCUCUACCACGACCCCGAGCUGUGUUCAUUUCUAGACACCAAGCGCAUCACCCCCGACAGGUACUGCCUGUCGUGGUUCCAGUCGCUGUUCGCCGCCACCUGCAGCCUCCAGGUGGUCAUCAACAUGUGGGACUACUACUUCCAGCAGUCGGACCCCUUCUUCAUUUUUUUCCUGUCGUUGAUCAUGGUGAUCAACGCAAGGGAGCAGAUCAUCUCCAUGAAGAGCGAAUCUCGGGAGGUCAUCGUCUCGAAUUUAGCGAACAUGCCAUGCGCGUUGGAGGCGGAGGACGUGGGGGAUUUUUGUUCGCUGGCUCAGUAUUACGCGAUGAAGACGCCGGUGAGCUUCCGGACGGACCUCAUGCAGAAUCUGUACAACGGAAAAGGGGAGGAGUCGGCGCUGGUGUCGCAGGCGCUGUGUCUGCCGGUGUCGGUGAGCGAGCUGGUGGAAAAUCGGAACGAGACGGGCAACAUCGACGCCGUGAGGUUUUUCCUGGUGGACUGCCGGCCCGUGGAGCAGUACAACGCGGGGCACUUGCCCACGGCGUUCCACUUGGAUUGCAACCUCAUGCUGCAGGAACCUAGUGCUUUCGGCACGGCGGUCCAGGGGUUGCUGUCGGCGCAAAAGCAAGCUCUGGCCCACAACUCGAAUGCAGGUGGCGAACACUUGUGUUUCUUGGGUUCCGGUCGCAACGAAGAAGACCAAUACACCCACAUGGUGGUCGCCUCCUUCCUCCAAAAGCACACCCAGUACGUGUCGCUCCUCACCGGCGGCUACAUCGCCAUCCACAACUACUUCUCCGACAACGUAAACGAGUACCUCCAGGAGCACAACCCCCGGGCUUGCAUCGUGUGCGCGCCGCACUUCCACGAGGUCGCUCAAGGGGUCAAGUCCGGCCAGUCCACCGAUCUGUUCGGGAAGAUCUCGGCUGCGAUGAAGUCCAAGUCGGCCGAGGUGAAGGAGAAGCUGAUCGACUACAUCGUGAACCCCAAUAGCAGUCCGGUGCAGGAGCGCCACGUCAGCAGCAACGACAAGAUCGGGAAGCGGUAUCGCAACGUGGCGCCGGUUUUCAGUAUCAGCGACGACCAGGACCACGUCACCAACGUGGAGAACGUGGAGGACGAGGACAGUCGCGAGCUGGUGCAGAUCCAGGCCUGGCUGAAGAAUCCCGACGUCAUCGAGCAUUUUCCGUGCCAGGAGGUGAAGUUGAACGGGUUCAUGUACAAGAGUCACUUGAUCGUGACGAACAGUGAGUUGAUCGUACUUAGGGAGAUGGUGGAGAGGAGGGGGAUAGCGGAAGUGAUCGUGAAGCGGCCUCUGUCGGCGAUUGUCAAAAUCACGGCGAGGAAGAGGCACCCCGAACUGAUUACGUUUAAGUAUGGCGUCCCCGAUGGGGAGAAUCUUAUCAUUUCGGAUAUGGAUAGGUUUCUCAUUCCCAACGCGGAUAAAGCCACCAAGGUUGUUUCAGAACAGAUAUUAAAGCAGUUGAAAAUUAAAGAGUAAUUUUCUAAAGAGUUAGAUACAUAUUUAUUGUUGUUUAAAACUGUAGAUAUUUUAUGAUAGGAGCCAUUUGUAAAAAAUCGUUUUGUCUUUCUUUCUAAUCUACAAAUAAAUUAAUUCAUUCUAA